This is a messenger RNA of Ooceraea biroi (clonal raider ant), 4525 nucleotides long. RefSeq lists its product as uncharacterized. Lineage: Eukaryota; Metazoa; Arthropoda; Insecta; Hymenoptera; Formicidae. Gene Ontology annotation, cellular component: plasma membrane. Gene Ontology annotation, biological process: sensory perception of smell; detection of chemical stimulus involved in sensory perception of smell. The record is from RefSeq and is a predicted model, not a curated record. Gene Ontology annotation, molecular function: odorant binding; olfactory receptor activity.
AAAAAAUUACGAGAAAUAUAAUAUUUCGCUAACUUGUUAAGCAGUUAUUUAUUUAUUUCAUUAAAACGCAAGUAUAGAGAUUAAAAUCGUAGUAAUAACAUAUAUAUGAUAUAUAUAAAAUGUAAUUUGUUCUCUUGAUUCUAAUAGAAAAGAAUAAUAAGUUACAAUUCGCAUACAUACAUUUACAUAUUUUUGGAUUACGAUACUGACUGUCUAAUUUGAUAUAUACUAUUGAAUUGUAAUAAAAGUCAUUUUUUUACUGAAAUUCUAAGACAAUUAUUUUAUAUGUGUGUGUAUAAAUAAUUAUUCAACACAUGUGCACCAUUCCCUUCCAUUUCUACCAUUUGCCAUUUUAGUUUUAUGAUUGCGUCCUUCCAGAACUUCUCAUGUUUUAUUUUUUUGCGUUCUUGAUCUUUGAGAUUAAAAUCACCAUUUUUGAAUCAAGAGAACCACUUGCGAACAGUACUUAUAGCUAUUGCAUUGCAUCUUCAUAAACGCCACAUAUUUUGUUGGUUGCUUGUAAUGCAGUUUUACUUUUCCGAUAGAAAAAUAAUAUAAUAUGACGAUAAUUCAUCUUAUUUUCUUCAAUUUUUAAAUAGAUAUACGACGAACAAAACUGAAUCGAUUUGAAUGUGCUUGUACUUAAGAGACGCGUUAUAAUGACAUUAUUCAGAAAAUAUAUACAUAUCAAAUGGUUAAGCCAUAUGUUACAAAGUGUCACGUGUUUGAUAGUGCUACCUAUUAGAAAACGCAACAAACUUACAAUCCAAUACAAAUGAAAUUUACUACUCGAAGUUGAAAAGAAAUCUAUAGCAAGCAAAGCUAUAGCUACAGACAUCAAUAAAUAUUUAUUAACCAAGUAUUACUUACACAGACAAUUUAUACAUAUAAUUUAUGACGAUGCCAUAUCUAACAACUAUGGUUUCUUGCAUUUCGUCCAGUCUGCAUUUGAAACGUAUCAUUAUUCAUUUGAAUGUAUCAUUAUAUUACAUACCGGUUGCCUCAUAAAAGUUGCAUUGGAAAACAAUUGCAUAUGCUAUAGCACGAAAAUAUGAAAAAACGAUACUGCAAGUUUCUUAUUACGAUAAUUAUAUAGCUAUCGAACCCACGAAGGGAAAACAGGAUGAAUGUUGUCGUCGAAACGCCACAUUGUAUGACUAUAGAUACUUCGUGGGACUGGUUUAGGGUGCUACUGACAAUAGAACAGCAAGAGUUAUGGUAUUUCAUGAUUUACAUGCGAUAGAAAUAUAAACUUUUUUAUUUCUUUAACUACGGUUUGUAUUGUAACUUAUUGUACUUAUUGUACUUAAAUCUAUGUUCCAUGUAUCUGCAGUGUAAAAGUACGUUCGAUUUAUACUAUAAAUGAUAUAUAAAUGAUAUAAUAAAAUAUGCAUUAAUUAUACUAAGAAUCUAAUAUAAUACAUAGUGGGUGUAAUAUAUAUUUUGUGAGAAUGGUUUAACGCAUCAAUUUUUAUACUUAAUAACAUAGCGUUAUCAGAAAGUUUUUUUUCUAGAAGGUCGAAAAUGACAUUUGAGACGCAAUAAAAAAACGCAAUAAACAAAGAUUAUGGAAUUUACAUUAAAAGUUCUUACGGUCGUGGGAUGUUGGCCGCCAGAUUCUUGGACAUCUUCGUCUAAACGUGCCAUGUAUAAUGUUUACACGGCUUUCAUAACUUUGCUGUUGUUCACCUUUAUGAUACCUCAGCUUCUGGAUAUUAUUCUGAACGUCAACAGUACUGAGGAUUUCGCAGACACUUUCUACAUCCUGCUCGCCAUAAUUAUUUCCUGCUGCAAAAUGACCGGCCUUUUGAUAAAUCGCAAGAAUAUAGAAAUGUUAACGAAUAUCCUCUCUCAAAAACCAUUUAUCCCACUGGAAGCUGACGAGAUGGAAAUUCGACGUAAAUGUGAGAAAAGUAUACACAACAAGACUUUUUGGUAUAUGGCUCUGGUGGAGGUGACAUUAGGGUGCUUUGCAAUGACAUCGUUACUCACCGAUUUUCGAAAGGGCAACCUGACUUAUCGGGAAUGGACACCUUAUAAUUAUUCCGAGACAGUAUUCUACGUCAUAUACAUUCGGCAACUAAUAAGUGCGACAAUGGGCUCUCUGGUGAAUGUAGCCUGCGACAGUCUGAUCUGUGGGUUUGUCUUGCACAUAUGCUGUCAAAUUGAGAUACUGGAGUGCCGGUUAAGAAAAAUCGCACUCGAUCAAAAGAAUCUGCGAAUUGGUGAAUGUGUACGUCAACACGACUGUAUAUUUAAAUUUGCAUUUAUGAUAAACGAACACUUCAAGCCGAUUAUUGCCAUUCAGUUUAUAGUGAGUAUGCUAGUGGUGUGCUCUAAUUUAUAUCAGUUAGCAAAGAUAACGUUGAACACAGAGUCUUUUCCUCUGAUAUUAUACACGGUCGCCAUGCUAACACAGAUUCUCAUUUAUUGCUGGUUUGGAAACGAAGUUAAGAUAAAGAGCGUUCAACUCGCUGCAAAUAUCUUCGAAAUAGAAUGGCUCAAACUGGAUAGAAGCUCAAGAAGAGAUUUGUUGAUAAUUAUGAGUCGCUCAUUGAUACCUAUUGAAUUUUCGAGUGCAUACGUUAUCACGAUGAACGUUGAUUCCUUCGUAAGCUUACUUAAGACAUCAUAUUCAGCUUAUAACCUACUGCAGCAAAUGGAAAUGUUUCCAUUAAAAAUCCUUAUGGUGGCGGGAUGUUGGCCGCCAGUUUCCUGGUCCUCACUGUGCAAGCGAACAGUAUAUAAUGGAUAUACGAUUUUCGUAACUUUAAUGUUGGUCACCUUCAUGUUUCCGCAAAUCAUGGACAUCAUUUUGAAUGUCGACAAUGCUGAUGAUUUUACGGAAACUUUUUAUGUUAUGUUGGCCACUGUUAUCGCUUCGUGCAAGAUGUUUAGCUUGUUGCUAAAUCGCAAGAACAUCAAGAUAUUAACCGACACAUUGGCCGAGAAACCAUUUAGACCACUGGAACCAGAUGAAAUAGAAAUACGACAGAAAGUUGAAGACACAAUACGGUUCGCAUAUACGAUCAAUGAAAACUUCAGGAUUAUACUCGCUAUUCAGUUUGCAAGCGUUCAACUUGCUAAUGAAAUUUUUGAGAUGGACUGGAUAACAGUGGAUAAAGAAGUGAAAGAGGGUCUUAUGAUGAUAAUGAAUCGCUCUCUGGUGCCUAUCGAAUUUUCUAGUGCACAUAUUUUUACAGUAAAUUUAGAUUCUUUCGUCAAGUCGAAUAACGAAUUUCGAAAAAUGCGGGUCAUGCAAUUUCCAUUGAAAGUUCUUACGGUGGCGGGAUGCUGGCCACCAAUUUCCUGGUCCCCAUUGUGCAAGCGAACAGUGUAUAAUGCAUACACGAUUUUCGUAACAUUAUUGUUGUUCACCUUCAUGGUACCGCAACUUCUGGACAUCAUUUUGAAUGUCGAUAAUCCUGAGGAUUUUACCGCAACUUUUUAUGUUAUGUUGGCCAUGGUUAUCGCUUGCUGCAAGAUGCUCAGUUUGUUGCAUAAUCGUAAGAACAUCGCAAAAUUAACCGAUACUUUGGCCGAGGAACCAUUUAGACCAUUAGAACCAGAUGAAAUUGAAAUUCGGCAGCAAUUUGAUAACAUGAUACAAACUAAUGCCAAAGUGUACACAGUUAUGAUCGAAACAACGUGUGCGUGCAUGAAUCUGACAACCUUGUUCAUAAACUUCCGAAGAGGAGAUUUAGCAUACAGAGAGUGGCUGCCAUAUGAGUAUUCGUCCGGUAUAAUAUAUUAUUUUACGUACUUUCGCCAAUUGGUCAGCUUGACAGCUGCAUCCAUCGUGAAUGUCGCCUGUGACUGUAUGAUCUGCGGAUUGUUCCUGCACAUUUGCUGCCAGAUUGACAUUUUGAAAUGUCGGCUAAGAAAAUGCUUACGCAACCGAAACGAUUUGAGUGAAUGUGUAUGUCAGCACGAGAGUAUCUAUAAAUUCGCAUAUAUGAUAAAUGAAAAAUUCAGGGUUAUAAUCGCCGUUCAGUUUGCAGUGAGUACGCUAGUAUUAUGUUCCAGUAUGUUCCAACUAGCAAGAAUGUCGAUGAACGCGGAAGUUGUCCCAUUAUUAUUAUACACAAUCUGUAUGUGUUUACAAAUUCUAAUCUAUUGCUGGUACGGUAACGAAGUGAAAUUAAAGAGUAUUCAACUUGCUGAUGAUAUCUUUGAGAUGGACUGGAUAGCAUCGGAUAAGGGAACUAAGGAGAAUCUUAUAAUGAUAAUGAAUCGCUCUCUGGUGCCUAUCGAUAUUUCUACUGCACAUAUUCUUACAGUGAAUUUAGAUUCUUUCGUUAAGUUACUUAAGGCAUCAUAUUCGGCAUAUAGCAUACUUCAACAAAUGGAAGGAAAUAAAAAGUAGUAAUACUAUUAAAGGAAGAAACAAUAGGAAUAUUUAAAAUUUGGACAUGCAGUAUCAAAGAGAAUGUUGGACAAUGGUGUUAAAGAUAAUAAUUUUCUGCGCAAUUGCAUAUCAUAUAAAUAAAGAGAGUAGUAUUAGUCUCGUACAUAUUGUACUGUA